CUCUGACGUCACGACGAAGCGUGCCUCGUCCGGAGCGCGUGUGUGUGCUGCUGAUGAGAGUGAUGCAUGUGCAGCAUGCUACUGCGCAUGUUGCAUGACAGGUACACGCCAGCAUCCAUCUUUGGCUUCGCGAGCGAAAGCGAAAGGGAGCCGCGGGAAACCCAGACAGCCGCCAGAGAAACCCCCCCUCGCGACCACCCCGGGUCAGAGAGACCACCUCGAGACCCCCGGGAUGUGACUGCAGCCCCUCUGGACCACCGCCCGAUGGAUAGCCUCGUGCCGCGGCGGGUCAGGAGCGCUCUGUGAACCGUUCAGCUCCAUCCGUUCACUCCGACACGAACCGAAGAACGAAACCCAACACGGUGAACUGAUCUGGGACCAGCAGGAUGGGUGUGGUCCGGCUGUCCGUCUGUCUGCUGCUCCUCCUGGUCUGUCUGGAGCCGAUCAGCUCCAGGGAGAAAGGAAACAAGAAGGGCAAGAAGAAGGGGAAGCAGGUGUUCUGCCCCUCACAACUGUCACCGGAGGACCUGGCCCGCGUUCCCGCCAACUCCACCAGCAACAUCCUGAACCGCUUACUGCUCCCCUACGACCCCCGCAUCAGACCCAACUUCAAAGGCAUUCCUGUAGAGGACCGCGUCAACAUCUUCAUCAACAGCUUCGGAUCCAUCCAGGAGACGACGAUGGACUACCGGGUUAACAUCUUCCUGCGGCAGCGCUGGAACGACCCGCGCCUCCAGCUGCCCCAGGACUUCAAGUCGGACUCGCUCACCGUGGACCCGGGAAUGUUCAAGUGCCUGUGGAAGCCCGACCUCUUCUUCGCCAACGAGAAGAGCGCCAACUUCCACGACGUCACGCAGGACAACAUCCUGCUGUUCAUCUUCCGCAACGGAGACGUGCUCAUCAGCAUGAGGUUGUCGGUCACUCUCUCCUGCCCGCUGGACCUCACCCUGUUCCCCAUGGACACCCAGAGGUGCAAGAUGCAGCUGGAGAGCUUCGGCUACACCACGGAGGACCUGCAGUUCGUGUGGCAGACCGGAGACCCCGUCCAGAUGGACGCCAUCGCGCUGCCGCAGUUCGACAUCAAGCAGGAGGACAUCGACUACGGCAACUGCACCAAGUUCUACGCCGGGACAGGCUACUACACGUGUGUGGAGGUGAUCUUCACGCUGCGCCGCCAGGUGGGCUUCUACAUGAUGGGCGUGUACGCCCCCACCCUGCUCAUCGUGGUCCUCUCCUGGCUCUCCUUCUGGAUCAACCCCGACGCCAGCGCCGCCCGCGUGCCCCUGGGCAUCCUGUCGGUGCUCUCCCUGUCCUCAGAGUGCACCUCCCUGGCCUCGGAGCUGCCUAAGGUGUCAUACGUGAAGGCCAUCGACAUCUGGUUGAUCGCCUGCCUGCUGUUCGGCUUUGCCUCGCUGGUGGAGUACGCCGUGGUGCAGGUGAUGUUGAACAGCCCCGCCCGCAUCCUGGCCGAGAAGGCCAAGAUGGCCGCCAAGGACAAGGCGGAGGGGAAGACCCCUCCCGCCGGAAAGAACACGCUGAACGGGACAGGGGGCACGCCGCUCCACGCCGGCACGCUGCACGUAGUGGAGAGUCGCUGUAAGAAGGUGUACACCUCUAAGUCGGACCUCCGCACCAACGACUUCAGCAUCGUGGGCUCGCUGCCGCGCGACUUCGCCCUCUCAAACUUCGACUGCUACGGGAAGCCGGUGGAGCUGUUCCCCGGGACCAAGGGCCACGCCAAGGCCCACCGGAGACCCCCGCCCCCAAAGGCCGUCAUCCCCUCGGCCGCCAAGAGGGUGGACCUCUACGCACGCGCCCUCUUCCCCUUCACCUUCCUCUUCUUCAACGUGGUCUACUGGUCCGUUUACCUGUAGACCCCUACUUGUAGACCUGUAGACCUCCAGUACCAGUCUACCAGUAGACCUGUAGACCCCCAGUCCAUCUGUAGACCACCAGUCUACCUGUAGACCUGUAGUCCUGUAGACCCCCAAUCCACCUGUAGACCUCCAGUCUACCUGUAGACCUGUAUCCCUGUAGACCCCCAGUCCACCUGUAGACCCCCAGUCCACCUGUAGACCCCCAGUCUACCUGUAGACCCCAAGUCCACCUGUAGACCCCCAGUCUACCUGUAGACCUGUAGACCCCCAGUCCACCUGUAGACCCCCAGUCUAACUGUAGACCCCCAGUCUACCUGUAGACCCCCAGUCCACCUGUAGACCCCCAGUCUACCUGUAGACCUGUAGACCCCCAGUCCACCUGUAGACUCCCAGUCUACCUGUAGACCUGUAGAACCCCAGUCUACCAGUAGAUCUGUAGACCCCCAGUCCAUCUGUAGACCACCAGUCUACCUGUAGACCUGUAGACCCCCAAUCCACCUGUAGACCUCCAGUCUACCUGUAGACCUGUAGACCCCCAGUCCACCUGUAGACCCCCAGUCCACCUGUAGACCCCCAGUCUACCUGUAGACCCCAAGUCCACCUGUAGACCCCCAGUCUACCUGUAGACCUUUAGACCCCCAGUCCACCUGUAGACCCCCAGUCUACCUGUAGACCCCCAGUCCACCUGUAGACCCCCAGUCUACCUGUAGACCUGUAGACCCCCAGUCCACCUGUAGACCCCCAGUUUACCUGUAGACCUGUAGACCCCCAGUCCACCUGUAGAAUCCCAGUCUACCUUUAGGCCUGUAGACCCCCAGUCCACCUGUAGACCCCCAGUCCACUUGUAGACCCCCAUUCUACCUGUAGACCUGUAGACCUCCAGUCCACCUGUAGACCCCCAGUCUACCUGUAGGCCCCCAGUACCAGUCUACCUGUAGACCCCCAGUCCACCUGUAGACCCCUUGUACCAGUCUACCUGUAGACCACCAGUACCAGUUUCCCUGUAGACCCCCAGUACCAGUUUCCCUGUAGACCGCCAGUACCAGUCCACCUGUAGACCACCAGUACCAGUCUACCUGUAGACCACCAGUACCAGUAUACCUGUAGAACCCCAGUACCAGUCUACCUGUAGAACACCAGUCUACCUGUAUACCAGUAGAAGACUUAUGUAAUCUUCUUCCACUAGUUAACAAAUAGUUAACUACUAGUUAACCAAACAGAAGACCACUGCCAGUCGUUUACCACUAGUUAACCAAUCAGUAGACCACUAACAGUAGUUACGCACCAGUUAACCGACCACUAGCCCUCUAACACUAGUUUACCACUAGUUAACCUAACAGUAGACCACUAACACCAAUUUAACUCCAGUUGAACACGAGUUAACCACUAGUUAAUCAAUCAGUAGACCACUGCCACUAGGUAACCACUAGUUUAAGAAUCACUGGGCCACUAACACUAGUGAGCCACUAGUUAACCAAACAGUGCACCACUAACACUAGUUAACCACUAGUUAACAACUGGGGAACCAAUCGGUAGACCAGAGCCAAUAGUUAACCAACUCGUAGACCACUAACACUAGUUGACUAAUCUGUAGACCACUGCUACUCGUUAACCACUAGUUAACCAAUCAGUAGACCACUGCCACUAGUAAACCACUAGUUAACAACUAGUUAUCCAAUCAGUAGACCACUAACACUAGUUAACCAAUCAGUAGACCACUAACACUCGUUAACCAUUCAGAAGACCACUGUCACUUGUUAACCACUAGUUAACCAAUCAGUAGACCACUGCCACUAGUUAACUACAAGUUAACCGAUUUGCUUACCCACCGUUUACCAACCAGUAGACCACUAACACCAGUUUACCAAUCAGUAGAGCACUGCCACUAGUAAACCAGUAGUUAACCACAAGUUAACUGACUUGUUUACCCAUUUGUUGACCAAACACCAUACUGCCCUUUUGCUACCUGCCCCUCAGAAUGACCUCAUUAUUCACUGGUUCAUAUUCCUCAGUAUGACCUCAUUAUUCACUGGUUCAUAUUCCUCAGUAUCACCUCAUCAUUCACUAGUUCAGUCAUAUUCCCCAGCAUGACCUCAUUAUUCACUAGUUCAAUCAUAUUCCUCAGCAUGACCUCAUUAUUCACUAAUUUAUAUCCUGAGUAUGACUUCAUUAUCCACUAGUUCAUUCAUGUUCCUCGUAUGACCUCAUUAUUCACCAGUUAAUUCAUGUUCCUCAGUAUGACCUCAUUACUCACUAGUUCAUAUUCCUGAGGACUGAUUACCUCAUUAUUCACUAGUUCAGUCAUGUUCCUCAGCAUAACAUUAUUCACCAGUUCAUUCCUGUGUUUAAUGCUGUAUAUACUUAAGACCCCUUGAUUAAGUAAAUGUUUUGUAUCAAACUUUAUUAAAUCACUUGAAUCAAUUUGAAACCUAAAUGCUGGCCUUUUAUCAGAUUGAAAUAUUAAAUAUCAGAUUAAAUAUGUAAAACAUAUCUAGAUAAGUCUGAGUCUAUCAGAUAGCAGUUUAGCAGUGUGUAAAUAUUGUGUCCUUGUGAUGUUACCAUGGAAACUUCAUACCAUUGAGUUUUCAAACUUUAUUUGUAUUGACCUUGCAUGUUGAAAGGUGCAUGUAUAUGAAUUUGAACCAUAUGAAAUAUAGACACCUACUUCCUGUCCGAAGGUCACGUGACACUACCAAAGCUCCACCAUGUGACCUCCCCCCCCUUGUGUGAUUGGGCCGCUGUCGACGGCCAUGUCUUGACUUUGUACAAUUUACAAAUAAAAGAUGAUUUAACAAAGCAAA
Messenger RNA from Gadus morhua (Atlantic cod), 4678 nucleotides. RefSeq names its product glycine receptor, beta b (gene glrbb). Gene Ontology annotation, biological process: chloride transport; monoatomic ion transmembrane transport. Bases 387 to 1874 code for a protein of 495 amino acids. The record is from RefSeq and is a predicted model, not a curated record. The transcript has 10 exons. Gene Ontology annotation, cellular component: postsynaptic membrane. Gene Ontology annotation, molecular function: transmembrane signaling receptor activity; extracellularly glycine-gated chloride channel activity. Lineage: Eukaryota; Metazoa; Chordata; Actinopteri; Gadiformes; Gadidae.